Scleropages formosus (Asian bonytongue) is the source of this 1832-nucleotide messenger RNA. RefSeq names its product TSR2 ribosome maturation factor (gene tsr2). The coding region runs from base 38 to 607 and encodes 189 amino acids. Lineage: Eukaryota; Metazoa; Chordata; Actinopteri; Osteoglossiformes; Osteoglossidae. The transcript has 5 exons. The record is from RefSeq and is a predicted model, not a curated record.
UUCCGUCAUUUGAUUACUCGGGCCUCCUGCGUUCAAAAUGGAGGCUCCCCUGUCGUCGGCACGUGAGCUCUUCGCGGAGUCGGUGAGGGCCGUUUUGGAGACGUGGCCGGUGCUGCAGAUUGCGGUGGACAAUGGGUUCGGGGGCUUCUACAGUCAACAGAAAGCGGACUGGCUGGUGGACGCUGUGCAGCAGUUCUUCCAGGAGAACGCUGACCUGCAGCAGUAUGAGGUGGAGGAUUUCCUGGCAGAAGUGAUGAACAACGAGUUUGACACCGUGGUGGAUGAUGGCAGUUUGCCUCAGGUGGCCUCCCGGAUGUGUCACUUGUUCCAGCAGUGUGAACAAGGGCGGCUGUCCGAAGUCAGAAGUCACAUCUCCAGGUUGGAGGAGGAGAAGAAGAAUGCUGGGAGGGCCAAGGCCACACAGGCGAAAAGCACCGCCGACAAGGAGGAGGAGAGCGAAGGGGAGGAGCCUGAAGCCGAGCCUAUGGAGUGUGAGGAAGCGAUACCAGGAAGGAGUUCCUCCACGUUGCCGCAAGAACAAGACCCUGCACUCCCGUCUUCCCCGGACACUGAGGAUGGCUGGACUGUGGUCCGCAGGAAGAAGUGAAUUGUCUGGUGCUGGUCGGAAAGGGAAGAGCAAAGCUCCUGUGAUGUCAAGGCCAUACCUGCCAUCUUGCGUCAACAACAAUAAAGGACUCUGCGUUUAUCUCCGUAUACGAGAGCGACAUUAUACACGGGCUGCUUAUUUAAUUUUGUCCGUAGAUGUUUGGCAGAAAGUUUAGGGUGACUGAGAGUAACCAUAGGUGUGAAUGCUGAUAUCCACUUAACCUAGUGGGAUAGCAGAUGCAGGCAGAGGAUGCUGCGUAGCACCACUUCCUCGUGUAGGUGGUGCAUGUGUCUUAAAAUGAAUUUGUACUGUAAAAAUCUUGUCUACAGUAGUAAUUGUCUGGUCCUUUUAUGGUCAAGUACAAGUUAUACUUUUUUGGACUUAUUUAAACAAGAAUUUAUACAUUAUGCUUUCUUCUGUUUCAUGAACUUCAAUGUAUGGGCUCCUUCAGAGAAAGAGUAGCAAUAAAUGCUAUAGGUGAACAGGGUUUGGUUUAGCAAAGCACUGACCUGUAAACUUCACCAAGACUUUAAUAGUAUGCAUACAUGUUUAAAUGGUUUUGCUAAAAACAGGUUUAUGAAAACCAUCUUCUACUAUCUGCACUGAAGACAUGAUGCUAAAUUGUAAGAGGAGGUGAAGCUCCUGCCAGCAUCUUACAAAUGUUGGCUGCCAAGGCAACCGUCUGUCCUGAACACCUGACUACCACUUUUUUUUUUUGUCCACUGCGCUUUCAUGCUGAAAACCAUGGGUGGUAUGUUGAUUGGGAUUUUUUAAAUCAGUCAUGAUUCAUUUGAAAUUUAAUAGGCUGAAAUUUCUCACUACUCCACACUGCAUCAGCUACUUUCUAAACUUGUGCUUGAAGUGGUUUAAGCUCAAUGUCUGAAUUAAUUUUGCUCAAUUUUUUGUAAAAUACAGGCUAGGACUAGAAAUACUGCAAAGACAACUUGACAUUGGGGUAAGUUAGUUAUGACUGUAGAAUGACAUGUUACCCCAAAACAAUAAAAAGGUUAACAAUUAGUAACUGUGGACUUGCUCCUAUUAGGAUGCAAUAAUAUCAGUAAGACAAGGUAGCACAAGUGUUAUUGGUAUAUAUUGUGCCUUAAUUUACUUGUUUUAUGCUUUUAUUCCUCAACACAGUGUAGUUUUUCCUUAAAUAUUUAAUUCAUAGUCUAUCCACAGCAGCAUCAUUCCACACAAAAUGUAUCAAAAGUAAAGGCAAUUUUUU